This is a messenger RNA of Motacilla alba alba, 6679 nucleotides long. RefSeq names its product Bardet-Biedl syndrome 9 (gene BBS9). The record is from RefSeq and is a predicted model, not a curated record. Gene Ontology annotation, cellular component: membrane; BBSome. NCBI's taxonomy places the organism in Eukaryota, Metazoa, Chordata, Aves, Passeriformes, Motacillidae. The coding region runs from base 377 to 3055 and encodes 892 amino acids. The transcript is spliced from 23 exons. Gene Ontology annotation, biological process: cilium assembly.
AUGCUUAGGGUUGCUUUUUUAAUUUUCCUCCUCUCAGAAAAUACAAAAGAAAUGUUUCUCUUCUUUGCUCUUCUCCCCCAAGUACAGGACGAAGUGAGAGAGCCCAACGGCCCAUGGCGCCGCUUCCCAAACUACAUUUCCCAAGCUCUCCCCUGGGCGGGGCGUGGGGCGGUGAGCGGUUGGUGCCGGCGGUGGGGAGAGGAGGAUGCUGGAGAUGGCGGCGGCGGUGGGAAUGCGCCUGUAGCCCUGCUGCUCUGUGCCUCGCCUCGGGCCGCGAUUGAGGGAGGAACUCCUGUGAGGAAGCGGGGCUGCCGCCCCGGAGUGGCUCGGACUGCGCCGUGCCAGGGAGCUCUCGCCUCCCGCCCAAUAAAGAAGAAUGUCCUUGUUUAAAGCUAGAGAGUGGUGGUCCACCAUACUUGGAGAAAAGGAAGAAUUUGACCAAGGCUGUCUGUGUGUUGCUGAUGUUGAUAAUAGUGGCAGUGGACAAGAUAAAGUUAUUGUGGGCAGUUAUAACGGGUAUCUCCGAAUCUUCAAUCCACAUCCUGUGAAACCUGGAGAUGAAGUACAACCUGAAGACUUGCUCUUGGAAGUGCAGUUGCGAGAACCAAUAUUGCAGGUGGAAGUGGGAAAGUUUGUUUCUGGUACUGAAGGACUUCAUCUGGCUGUGUUGCAUUGCCGAAAACUCUGUGUGUAUGCUGUUUCAGGAACUCAGGGGAAUGUGGAGCAUGGGAACCAGUAUCAAAUUAAACUGAUGUAUGAGCACAAUCUUCAGAGAACUGCUUGUAAUAUGACUUAUGGCCCAUUUGGUGGUGUGAAAGGUCGAGAUUUGAUUUGCAUACAGUCCAUGGAUGGGAUGCUCAUGUUGUUUGAACAAGAAAGUUAUGCUUUUGGCCGGUUUUUACCUGGUUUUCUUCUGCCUGGUCCUUUGGCUUACAGCUCUCGCACAGACUCCUUCAUUACAGUGUCUUCUUGUCAGCAGGUUGAGAGUUACAAAUACCAAGUGCUGGCAUUUGCGACAGAUGCUGAUGAGAGACAUGACACAGAACAGCGAAAACUCAGUUCUGGAAAAAGGCUUGUGGUGGAUUGGGUUUUAAACAUCGGAGAGCAAGCACUGGAUAUAUGCGUUGUCUCAUUUAAUCAAGGAGUUUCUUCUGUUUUUGUGCUUGGUGAGAGAAACUUCUUUUGCCUAAAGGAUAAUGGGCAAAUACGAUUCAUGAAGAAGCUUGAUUACAGUCCAAGUUGCUUCAUUCCUUACUGUUCAGUGCGAGAAGGAACAAUAAACACUUUAAUUGCAAACCACAAUAAAAUGUUGAAUGUUUAUCAAGAUGUUACGCUGAAAUGGGCCACUCAACUUCCCUGCAUUCCUGUAUCGGUAAAAGUAGCGAAUUUUCAAGACUUGAAGGGUGUUAUAGUCACUCUGAGUGAUGAUGGGCAUCUUCAAUGUUCAUACCUUGGAACUGAUCCUUCACUCUUCCAGGCUCCUAAGGUUGAUUCUAGGGAAAUAAACUAUGAAGAAAUGAAUGCUGAAAUGAAGGAGCUUCAGAAAAUCAUCAGGGAGGCCUCAAAAACACAAGAUAUUUUGCCUGAAUCUGAAAAACAGAGAGAUGUAAUUGUCACAGCAGAAGUUUCACCUGAUUUGGAUGAAGAAUCUCAAGCCAUUGACAGUGAGGUAAAAGCAGGGGCAGUACCAUCAGUCACAGUAAAGAUAACAAUCCAGAGCAGAGUGACAGCACAGAAGCCAAGCCUGGCCGUGUGUGUGCAAGCUCCGUUAGCAGUGACCUGUGACCAGUUUGUCUUUGAUGAUUUAGAACCAGAUUCAUCUGAAACUGUGGUCCUGUCUGUCUUUUUGAAGGAGAAUUGUUCUCCACCAGAACUAGAAGGAAUUUGUAUGGUUUCCUAUAAUACACCAACAGAGCUCAAUCCUGAAGGAAUACCAAGAGUUUCACAGUGUAGCUUCAGUCUGCCUUUGAAGUUAGUGUGCUUUCCAGCUCAACCUUCAAAAGCAGCAAAUCACAAGCUAACUAUUGAUACGAACAAACCUCCCAUCAGUUUUGUCACCAUUUUUCCAGACUUUGUUGAUCCGUCUGAGGGUGACCAAGCAAAUGCUCUGGGAUUUCAGUUUUUGACUGGUUCAAAAACCACUCUUCUUGCUUCAAAAACAUCACAACGAUAUAGGAUUCAGAGUGAUCAGUUGGAAGACCUUUGGCUGGUAACAAAAGAGCUCAUACACCGACUACAAGAGCAUUUCAAGAAACAAAACUGCAAGGAUUUUGCAUGUACCUUUUCUGGUUCAAUUCCCCUGCAAGAAUAUUUUGAACUAAUUGAUCAACAUUUUGAGCUACGUUUGAAUGCUGAGAAGUAUCAGGAGCUGUUAUCUGAAAGGGCUGUACAGUUUCGAGCUAUUGAGCGGCGACUGCUGACGCGAUUCAAAGACAAAACUCCAGCUCCUCUUCAACAUCUGGACACCUUGCUAGAAGGAACAUUCAGAGAGGUAAUAGCUCUAGCAGAUGCAGCAGAAGAAAAUCAAGCCAACAUGUUCCAGGCAUUUGCAAAGUUGAAAAGUGCCACCCAUCUGGUGAUUAUGCUGAUUAGUUUGUGGCAGAAGCUCAGCACUGAUCAAAUUGCUAUUUUGGAAGCUACGUUUUUGCCAUUAGCAGAGGAUACACAAGAGCUGGGUUGGGAAGAAACUGUGGAUGCUGCAGUCUCUUACUUAUUAAGAACUUGUUUAUCAAAGAGCUCCAAGGAGCAGGCCCUGACCCUCAGCAGCCAGUUGUCCAUGCCCAAAGAUACCAGCAGACUGAAGAAAAACAUCACCCUCUUCUGCGAUAGAUUGGCCAAAGGUGGGCGCCUUUCAUUGAGUACAGACUCGGCCACUCAGCAAGCUGCUGUCAUGCCAGGUGGCUGUGCUACAAUCCCGGAGUCUGAUCUAGAGGAGAGGACCGUUAUACCCGGCUCCACCGUGGUGUUUGCCAGUCACGGGCACACCACAAAGAAGAAAUCCAAGCCUGGUCUGUCUGAGGAUGCAGCAGAGGAAACACAAAGCCAUGAACUCUGACGACAACCCUCAGGAGAAAUUUCUGUCUGAUGCCAGAUGCAUUCAUAAUGCAGCAGUUCCAAUGCAUUUUACUCUGUAGUGAUUACAGCUUCCAGAAGGAGAGAACUGUACUAAUUUAUAUGAAAACAAAAAAGUUCCACUCUAAUAAUUUGGUUGGGUCUCCCUGCCAACUGCUAUCAUCCUUUCUGUGAGCAAAGUUUAAGCACUUACCCAACUGUGGUAGGGGUGUUGUGUUGUGUUUUGCGAUAUAUCAUCCCUUUCUAAGGAUUCAGUUGAUUGAUCAAAGACUGUUUAUACAUAGUUAAAAGCAAACUUUGUUUCAUGAUAUGUUUUGUCUUUUUAAAAGAUAUUCUGAAUUGUACCUCCCUUUGAGAUUAUAUUAACAUUUGUUAUAUCACAGUUUUGACAAAAGAUAAUUAUCUCGUUUCCUCCUGUACUAACAUUCAUGAUUCCAGACAACUGAAUUCACCACCAGGAGAAAAACUGGUAAUCCAUCAACUCUUUUCCCCCCUCUCUCAUUGCUUAUACAGACUCCUGCUCUCUGGAGAUAUGGAGUAAAAUAUGGUUACUGGACAUAAAGGGCAAACCCUUUUGCCAUUAACUAUGCCACUAUGAAUGGGAGUAAAGUUUACACUGUAAGUACCUUGAGCACAGCAACACAUGGAUCUUUUUAUGGUUACCUGUGAUUUCUGCUUUUCUUGUCAACCAGUCUGCUCUAGUUAUGGUAAGAUUUUCAAAAGUAACUACCAACUUUUGAGUGCCUUAAUUUUUAUUAUUUCAGUUGGAGGGUGCUUUGAGUGUUGUGUGUUUUGAAAGUUCUGAGUAUUUGCCUUCUGAAGGUCAGGCCCAUGCAAGGUGUCUGAAAUACAACACCCAACAACUGAAGCAAACUCGGCCUAGAGUUUGGAAGAGUCAGGCUCAUGUCUGGAUUUCUGAGAGUGAGUUGAGAUAUUACUAAAAUACACUUGGAACUGAAAAUAACUGAGACCAGGAUCAAGUGUAUAAACAGGCAUUUGAACAACUGUUGCUAGUUCAUACCAAGAUACAAGUUGCAGUCUCUUGGAUGGCAGAUACAGAAUACACUGAUAGCUGCAGUUCAGUUUGUGGUAAAUGCAAGUGCAUGAGCCAUCUCCACAUCCCACACUCCUGUUGGUUUCCUCAACAGGGGGUCACCAGCUCCUGUUCUAGCUGUAGUAAAUGCUCCUUCACCUCAUUUUAUGCUGUUUCAAAAGAGGUUGUAACAGUUGCUGUGGUCAAUGCUAGCUUAAUCUAAUAAGGAGACAUUAUUUUGCAGAAUGUCUUAAGCCAUCAACCUUCAUCAUCUCUAUGUCUACUUUCAACUUCUUUUCAUCCACCCACCCCUAAAACAAAACCAGCUUUGCAGCUCUUGUGCAUCUGCUGCUUAACCCUCUGGCCCUAUUCUGGCUCAGUACAUGAUGUAACUGUUUCAAGAAGCCUUUUUCAACAUGUUAGCUAUUAAAUAGCUCAGUAGCCAAGGAACUGGGUAAGGCCUCUGAUACCUCUAGGACUGAAGUGAGCUGUAACUCCUAACAAAAAUGACUCUGUCCCCCAGGAGACCUCAGAUUUAUCUACAAGAUGUGGGGCCAGAAAUCUUGCUUCUUUCCCAGGAAGGAAAAAAUUCCUACCCCCUGCUUGUUAUGGAGUGAUUCUGCUCUCUGAGUUUUCUUCACUCUGAUCCCUCCCCCGUGGUGUUUUGUCAGGAGGGUGGUAUCCGACCCAUUGUCAAGGUACCCUGCUGCGCUGUGAAAAUUACACAAUAAAAUAAUCUCCUGUAGUCUCUGUACACACCUCAGUGACCAAAAAAGUCCAUGGAGAACUAAUCAAUUACUGUAGCUAUUAGGCUUAAAUGUUAACUAUAGAUCUCAAAUCUUCUUUUGUCCUCUUGUCAGUGGCUACUAGGGAAUCUCGAAAAAUCAAGCACAGUUACUACAGAAAGCCUGUACCAUAAUGGUAUAGAAUCCUGGACCAAAUAAUCCUAAAUUAUAGGCAUAUAAUAUAGCUGGAAAGUACACUGCUAUGAGACUUCUGUGAAAUAUAUUACUCUGUCAUGAUUCCCAUUAUUGAAUGUGAUCCCAGUGCUCAGAGCUGCCUGGCUUUGUUGGGACUUUAGGGUAAAUGACAAGUAGGCACUCAGGUCAAUUAUAUCAUCCACUCUUAUUUAAGUUUUUUUCUGUCAUUUUAAGAUGUAAUGCUCAGAAACACUCUUAUUUGCCUUUUCUGCUCCAUGCUUUGCAAAAUAAGGUCUCAUGAGGAUAGUUCUACAUAAAGGAGAAAAUAUGCUGGUAAUAAAGGGGAGGGGGGAAAGGAGGAAAAAGGUAGAACUGUCUAUAUUAGUAAAGUAUGACCUCUUUGUAUAUUGUGCUAAAUUGCAGUAUUUGAUAGUAUCAUCAAGAUUUAAAAGUUGCAUUAAAUAAAAAUUACUUACUUUCCCCCAAUGCCAAAUAGUCCAUCUAAUUCAGAGGAAGGAAGUAAUUGAAAUGUAGUCAUUUAUGCUGCAGCCUAAGAGGAAAUAUUGUAAAGUAAUUCUUAGCAGUUCUCAAAUGUAGUUUGAAUUUUUAAGAAAGUUCUUUUUGGCUGGGAAAAAAUCAGGCCAAUUACAGGAAGUUUGGAAGCUAGAGAGGUGUAAGGAAUGUAAAGAAACAUUGCUAGUUUGGGAGGACCAUAUGUUUUGUUCUCAUCAGCGAUGUUUCUGAGGCUGAGAGAGGCACUGGUGGCCAGUCAAACUGUUUUGAACAGGAUUUUAUAGUAAUGCCUGGUCAGCUCUUCUGGUCAGCUUAAAUAUGCAGCCUAUCUGCAUGUUUAGCUAUUUGAAUAGGAUUCCAUAUGGUUAAGUAGCUCAAAGACUAAAAUUAAUUUUAAAUUACAAUUUUAUUGAAAUAAAUCUAAAAGAAAUUUUGUGACAUUUUGAAAAGAAUGCUGUGAUUCAUGGCAUCUUUAUUAUCUAGAACUUUGAAAUACAUUUUCUAAAAUAAGUCCUAACAUAAAGCAUAUAUUUUCCUGUUAAACAGGUAAAUACUUCUAAAGUUUAUUUUCUUUGUAGAAGUUUGUUUUCAGAAUGUUAUUGUCCAAUGGCUUUUCUUUAAUUUUGUUUUUCUGCCAUUGCAUUUUAGAAAAACAGAUUAAAACAAUUACUACUCUGAUGACCAAAAUCUGGAGGUCUGGACACUGCUCAUCUUUUGGGCUUUGUACACAAUGCUGAGUUCAAACUAAGAUUGUGGUUUCCAGCCCCAGAUUCAUUCUUCUGUCCAACUAUUAUUCAACUGUGACACAGAAAAACAACAUUUCUCUGCUUUCAAGGGGUUAGGCUUUCCUUUAUAAUGUCUUGUUAUUUUCUCUUCUUCAGCAUUUACUGUACAGAGAGAAUUAGAGAUAAAUUUCAGUAUUCUUGUAUUGCUUAUAAAGAGUAAUUUACUGCCAUAAACUGAAAUUUGUUGAGCAGAGAUUGUAUUUCUAUGUGAAGUUCUUCCAGCAUUGGAAAAAAAAAUAAAAAUUACAAGAUAUGCAUAAUUUUGAAUAAGUAUCUUUCCUUCUUAUCAGAAUCUUCAGUUUAUAAAUAAUCUACUAAAAAAUGGUGUAAAAUAUAUUAUAUACUCCUGAAACCAA